AUGAAAAAAGUGAAGCUAUCAAGAGAAGAUAAUGAGAACACUGCUACAACAUCCAACAUUAUCUUACAGGCAAUUAUUGAAGAAGGAGGAAAUAUAAACGAGAUUGAAGUUAACUUAAUAGCAUCACCUAGUGGGAAGAAAACCUCAAAAUCAAAGAAAUUUGACGAUGUUGCAAAACAAGAAGUUUCAGUGAAAUCUGAAAAUAUUGAAAAUACUGGUGGGGACGUUGCAGUAAAAGUUGAAGUCGAUACAAAAGUUGUUGAACCUCCAGUUUGCCCGGCAAAGGAUUCUUCGAUAAAAACUGAAGAAAAGUCGUUGCAAGAUCAGGUUCAAGAUGAAACGGGGGUUGAUGGGGAUAAGGGGGAAGAUGGGACGAGGGGGGAAGAUGGUUCGGCCGAUGAGGACAGAGCGGGGCAAGACGGUUCAGGUGAGGACGGAGCGGGGCAAGAUGGCUUGAGCCAAGAUGGUACGAGGGAAAAUGGGACGGAAGACAAUGGGAAUGGAUUCGACGAUGGAAAGAGCAACGGUGAUGUGUUGAACCAUGCUGAUGAUGUCAUGAACAACACUAAUGAUGUCAUUAACAACACUGAUGAUGUCAUUAACAACUCUGAUGAUGUCAAACACAGCAAUGAUGAUGUCAUAAACAACUCUGAUGAUGUCACAAGCAAUACUGAUAAUGUCAUAAACCAAAGCGAAGAUGUCAUAAAUAGCACUGAUGAUGUCACAAACCAUGCUGAUGAUGUCAUAAAUAGCUCCGAUGAUGUCACAAAUAAUGAUGCAAACAACCAGGACGAUACAACAACUACGGGCGAUGGAAUGGAUAGCAUGGAGGUCGGGGAUGAACAAGAUGUUGUUGUCGCCAUCGAGGAAGACGUGCUGGAUAUGUUGGAUUACGACCUCGAGAUUCCCGACAAACCAGAUGGUGGGGAUGCAAGUGAAAAUGUCAAACAUGAAAAUAAAGAAGAAAUUAAAAGUGAAUCGUCAUCAUCAGGUGUUAGAUCUUCAUCAAGGUGUAAGAACGAGGAUACUGGAUGUAAAAACUUGUGGGUGAGUGGGUUGUCGGCCACUACCCGCGCUAGUGAGCUCAAAGUCGCCUUCAGCCGAUACGGGAAGGUUGUUGGAGCCAAAGUCGUCACUAACGCUAAAAGUCCGGGUUCGAAAUGUUUUGGUUUUGUAGCGAUGGCAAGCGUUGCUGCUGCUGAUAAAUGUAUUUUGCAUCUUAAUAAAACGGAGCUUCACGGGAGAACCAUUACAGUGGAGAGGACGAUGAGCGAUCCAUCAACAUCACGCAAACCCGAUCGUAAACCAACAUCAACUUCCGAUAAAACAAACAAGGACUUGAAUAAAGCGGACAAGAUGAAAGAGAGUACAUCCGACAAGAAAUAUUCAACGAAUGAAAAGUCUAGAAGUUUAAAUGACGGAGCAAAUAAAGAAGACAAAUCAUCUGCACGCCGACGAUCACAAAGUGACAUUGGGAAAAGCCGAGGAAACGAUCGUCAAAACAGCAGGGCUGGGGAUAAGCGACACAACGCAAGCGAGCCAAAGCCAACAAACCGUGAAGAACCUUACAGGAAACGAGUGCGACAACAAGAUAAUGCUGGUCGAAAGGUCGUCAUGGAUACGAACAAAGGGGAAAUGAGUUUACGGGUCAACGUUAGCGCCUCCAGUGGUCGCAAGCCCAACAUGGUAAAGCGAGUCUCGAAACCAGUGAACCAUGACAAGAAACAACCAAUCAGGAAGCCGGAAGUUCUCACUCUGGAGCAAAUCCGUGCUCAGAGGAGGGAUGCUCCUAGGAGGAGAGUGGGAGAAGGGAGGAACCAAUCACUGGCUGCGAGUGCCUCAGGAGUGGAGAGGGAGAGAGCAAUGUUAAGAAGAGAAAGAGAAGAAAGGGAGUUUCUCCGGUUAGAGAGGGAGAAGCUGGAGAGAGAGAGGAGACAGUUGGAGAGGGAUCGGUUGGAACGAGAGAAGUUGGAACAAGAACGCAUACGGUUGGAACAAGAACGGAAACGAGAAUUGGAGCGGAUCGAACGUGAGAAAGAAGAAAUGAGAAGAUUACAGGAAAUGAAUCGGUACGAACAGACACAACGCCAACGACUUAAACGUUCGUACGACGAGCGUGGAAGGUCUCCUGCUAAUAAUGGAUAUCAUAAGCGGGAGGGGGUUGGUGGUGAAAGGGAGGGAAGGAGGGGUGAUCGAGAUGAUAGGAAGGGGAAUUACAGCGAAUAUGAACGUUCCUCUCAAUCGCAAUCACAGAGCUCGUAUCGAAAUAUACAGCGAGGAUCAGCCGCUCGAAUAUCACGAGUCACGAAGACAGAUUAUCACGAUGUUGAUCGUCGCCGUGACAACGAGAUGAUGCACGACACCGACGCUCGAUACGAGGCACGUCGAGUGGAGAAAUAUCGGGGGGUUGGGGUCAAAACGAACAAUACUGGUCGGGGCUAUGAAGCCACGAACGAUCGUCGCAUUGAUGUUUCACGUGAGUCGGUUCGUGAUACAUCUCGUGAUACUUCCCGUGAUCAUAUUCGUGAAUCUGUUCGUGAGACUCCUCGAGAUCAUGGUCGUGAUAUAACUCGAGAAACAACUCGUGAAACAAACCACGCACGUGAUAUAUCUCGUGAAGCAGCAAGACGUCAUGUAGAGGAGGUUGGUCGUAAAGUUGUUCCACGCGAGCGAUUAUCGGACGAUCAGCGAUAUCGUCGUUCAUCUGCGACCAGUGAAACAUGGAGGGAUACGAACACUAGAGGGCCAGCCACCGAUCGUGAUUUGAGGGAAGAGAUUCGAGGAAGACAGGCAACGGAUUACACGGAACCUUCACGUCGUAAACUACCUGAACGUACGUCACAUGAUCGGAGAAGUGGUUCACGCUCCGUUGCAGAUCACGGAGAAUAUCAACGUAGCACAAGUCAUGGUGUGUCGCAUAAAAAACAAACGACACCAGAGGUCAGUGGUAAGCCGAUCCCGACGCAAACGAGUCGCGUUGGUGGCACGCAUAGUGGUUGGACGUGGCAGGAUAGCCAGCGUAAUGUUACAAACUCUAUGUGGGCAGGGAGUGCCGUACCUACGUUGGCUACAGCACAGUUUGGUCUCGCCACACCACAAGCCCCGUUACCCAACCCAAUGCUUGGCCAUGGCAUCAAUGCUGCUUAUAUCUCAUCGGAACAACAUGGAGCUGUUGAAAGAUUUCCAACUUACAAAUCAAUCAGAAGAUAUUAAACACUACUGCCUUUGUAAUAAAUGUAAAUAAACGACGCUGAAAUAUUCA
Messenger RNA from Ciona intestinalis (vase tunicate), 3262 nucleotides. The record is from RefSeq and is a predicted model, not a curated record. NCBI's taxonomy places the organism in Eukaryota, Metazoa, Chordata, Ascidiacea, Phlebobranchia, Cionidae.